CAUCAUCCAUUCAUUUUGUAUUCUUUUUCGCGUGUGAUUUCUUAGCCAUAUGGCAAUAUUUGUGCAUGACUGCAUGAAAGAAGAGCCGAUCAUCUCCAUUACAACUCAACUUUUUUUUUUGUAGUUUCACCCUCUUUACCACCCGCGAAAGAAGAGGAAAGGGAGUCGAUUUAGCAGGCUCAUGUGCUAUUUUUACUACGCACGAGCGAAACACGCGAAGUGAAAAAGCUCGACAACGACCGAGAAAGCUCUCCGCUUCCGGUUUCCAUGGAAACCACCGUCAAAGAAACAAUUUAUUCCAAACUUACAAGCUUCCCUCUCCUCCGAUGAUAUCCAUCCACCAACCCGGCCCAGCCGUAUGAGCAAAAUCAUCCCUAUUUAAGACCGGCGUCGUUGGCUUCAAAUAUUGGUCUCCUCCCUAGGUCCAUUGCAUGAAUCCCCUCUCCGGUUCCAGAAAUUUCUGUCGUGUUUUUCUUUCGGUCCGGUGGCUCCACCGUUCCAAAACCCCGAGGUUUGAUUUUGGAGCCGGAGCUUGCAUCUUGGUGGAUAAAGAUUGGAUUUUGAGCGAUUUGGGGGACGUUUUCUUGGGGGUGCUUCCUUGAUUCGGGACCUCUGGGAGGUAAGGGCCGGGGUUGGAUUUUGGGGAGAGUUUUGAUGGUUCAUUGAGAUUCUGUGGGAGCGAAGAUGACGAUUGACAUGUCCAUGCCUGGGAGCUCCGGGCUCCUGACCGCCGUGGGGAAGAGGGAUAUGAAGUUCUUCAGCAACCACUACGUGCUUACGCUCACGGGCGCCGCCGGCAUCGGCGGAUUCCUCUUUGGCUACGACACAGCUGAGAAAUUUCUAUUGUCAGGUGUCAUAUCUGGAGCCCUUUUGUAUAUCCGCGAUGAAUUUCCAGUUGUCAGAGACAAUUACUUCUUACAGGAAACAAUUGUUAGCAUGGCCUUAGUUGGAGCUAUACUUGGAGCUGCUGGGGGUGGUUGGAUAAAUGAUGCAUACGGUCGCAAGAAGUCUACUCUUCUUGCUGAUAUGAUGUUUGCACUUGGCUCACUUGUCAUGUGUGCUGCUGGCGGUCCUUACAUUCUGAUUCUCGGAAGGCUCCUCAUUGGUUUGGGUGUGGGUGUAGCAUCAGUCACAGCACCAGUAUACAUUGCUGAAGCUGCUCCUUCAGAAAUUAGGGGAGCUUUGGUGUCAACUAAUGUACUCAUGAUUACUAGUGGCCAAUUCUUCUCCUAUCUUAUCAAUCUCGGCUUUACUGAGGUUCCUGGAACAUGGCGCUGGAUGCUUGGAGUUGCUGCUGUGCCUGCCAUUAUACAGUUUGUGCUGAUGCUUUUUCUGCCAGAAUCUCCCCGUUGGCUUUACUGGAAGGAUGAGAAGGCAAAAGCUAUUGCUGUCCUAGAGAAGAUCUACGACUCCGAUCGUUUAGAGGAAGAAGUAGAGCUGCUUGCUUCGUCUUCCAUGCAUGAAUUCCAGUCUGACAAUACUGGAAGCUAUUUGGACAUCUUCAAGUCGAAGGAAUUAAGGCUAGCUUUUUUCGCUGGAGCCGGUCUUCAGGCCUUCCAACAAUUUACUGGGAUCAACACUGUCAUGUAUUACAGCCCCACGAUAGUCCAGAUGGCUGGUUUCACUAACAACAAGCUAGCCUUGCUCCUUUCCCUCAUCAUCGCUACCAUGAACGCUGCUGGAACCAUUGUUGGAAUCUACCUCAUCGACCGUUGUGGUCGCCGCCGUCUGGCCCUUACAAGCUUGUCUGGCGUUGUGAUCUCCCUUGUCAUUCUUGCCAUGGCCUUCAUACUGCAGUCAUCAUCCAGCCUCUGUAUGGAUGCAAUCAACGGCACCUGCCAAGGCGCACUAGGCUGGUUUGCAGUGGCAGGCCUCGCCCUGUACAUUGCCUUCUUCUCUCCAGGCAUGGGGCCAGUCCCAUGGGCUGUGAACUCCGAGAUCUACCCGGAGGCAUACCGUGGAAUGUGCGGGGGCAUGUCAGCCACUGUCAACUGGAUCUCCAACCUCAUUGUGGCGCAGACAUUUCUGUCGAUCGUGAGGUUGGUCGGGACCGGCCCGACCUUCCUGAUCAUUGCCGGAAUCGCGGUGCUGGCCUUCAUCUUCGUGGCCCUGUUCGUGCCGGAGACGAAGGGCUUGAGCUUCGAGCAGGUUGAGCAACUGUGGAAGGAGAGAGCGUGGGGGAGCAAUGAAACCUGCCAGAGCCUUCUCGGCGCUGCACCGUAGGCCAUCUGCCAGCUCCUAUCAAGCACGGCAGUGAUAGCGGUGAGCUUUUUAAAUGGCCGCAUCGCCGCUUGUGUUCAUCGGCGGUAUAGCUAGGAAGAAAGUUUUAUAAGAAGAUGAUGCUGAUCCAAACUGUAUAUGUGGCGGUGCUUAGACUGCUAUUCUGUUACCUGAUUGCACAUCUCUACUAUAUAAAACACAAAAAUAAAUAAAGAAAUUAGGAGAAAAAUUAGUGAUUAAUCUUUCU
Molecule: messenger RNA, 2467 nt
Organism: Phragmites australis (common reed)
Lineage: Eukaryota; Viridiplantae; Streptophyta; Magnoliopsida; Poales; Poaceae
Product: inositol transporter 1-like
Exons: 6
Coding region: 685-2223 (512 amino acids)
Biological process (GO): transmembrane transport
Cellular component (GO): membrane
Molecular function (GO): myo-inositol:proton symporter activity
Source: RefSeq, a predicted model, not a curated record